This is a messenger RNA of Penicillium bovifimosum, 858 nucleotides long. Its product is annotated as tyrosine-protein phosphatase. The record is from RefSeq and is a predicted model, not a curated record. NCBI's taxonomy places the organism in Eukaryota, Fungi, Ascomycota, Eurotiomycetes, Eurotiales, Aspergillaceae. Bases 1 to 858 code for a protein of 285 amino acids. The transcript is spliced from 2 exons. Gene Ontology annotation, biological process: dephosphorylation. Gene Ontology annotation, molecular function: phosphoprotein phosphatase activity.
AUGCUCGAAUCCGCUCAGAUUCGCGAGGUACUAAACACCGAUAUCAGAACCCCUAUCCCCGAGGACCUGGUAUCCAAGAUCAUAUCCCUACCACCAUUCAUUCCUAUACCAGGGGUUUCCAACUUCCGAGACCUAAGUCAUGACAACAACAAGCUGCGCCCGGGAUAUGUGUAUCGGUCCGGGAACAUGUCGGACAUUCUGCCAUCAGGGAAAGCCAUCAUCGCAGGAGAACUAGGAAUCACGACGAUCUUCGACUUGCGCAAUGAGAGCGAGCGAGAAAAGGCCCCUGCUCCGUCUAUCCCUGGUGUGGACACGAUAUGGCUGCCAUACGGAGCGCGACCGGCCACUCUGAACCUCCGCGACUUCGCGGGCGAAGAUAAAGGCUCUGCUGGGUUCGUGAAGAUGUACAUGGGCAUUCUCGAAGCGGCAGCCCCAUGUUUCGCCGAGAUAUUCAAGCAUAUCAGAGAUAACCCGGAUGAUCCGUUUAUUUUUCACUGUUCUGCCGGCAAAGAUCGCACAGGCGUCUUGGCCGCACUCAUUCUCCUACUUAUCGGUCGUCCCCACGAUGAGAUCAUCAACGAUUAUAUUCUCACUCGAGUCGGACUCGAGAGCGCCCGGGAGAACCUCAUGGGGGCAAUGGCCGUCAAUUCGGGAGACGAUGGGCUCGACGUCAGCCAGUUGACCCCUGAGGCACUGGGCAUGCUUGAACUGUGUGGUGUACGAGCUACUGCCAUGAAGGCAUUCUUGAAAACCUUCGAGGAUACCUAUGAGAACGGCGUUGAGGGCUAUCUCACUGACAAACUUGGGUUCUCGUCAAGUCAGAUAUCGACCAUGCGGAAGAACCUCAUGUCCUCGUAA